AUGGAAAGAAUCCUUUUCCUUUUCGGAAGACCAAUUUCUCCCCAUGCUCCGCUUGCAGAGUCGAUAGAGCUGCCAGCUGACUUCCAGAGGGUGUCAUGGGUGCCACUCUUACCGAACAUGCUGGAGGCUUUGGGCCUCACACGUGAGGCGCUAGCGCUUGAGACAGCUACACGGUUAUUCGAGCCAACUGAGCCUGUGGAUGACUGUCCAUGCUUCCGUAUUGUCCUGGCGGAUGGCUGCUCGACGGAGCUGCGUUUCCGCACGGCGAGUGGCUCGGGAGAAUCUGCUCGCUGUCACCGACGGCCCGAGUUUGCAGUUGCCAACCGGAACAUUCCUGUUCCAGACAUCGAGUCCAUGGCGCACAGGGUGCUGCAUUAUUUUGCUGAUACGCAUGCGGUGGUGGAGUUUGCUGAGGAGGCCCAGGAACUCUUUGUGGCCUACGCGGCGUGUUUUUCAGCUGAGGUGCUUCGUGACAACGACGACGAUUCGGCGGCGAGGAAGGGAACGGCCGCAUGGCACCUCGGUGUGCUGGCAGCUGCCCAGUUAGUCUGGGACAUCGCGACGGAGCAGGCAGACUCCAGACUGGUGGCAGAAUCGAGGCUUCGCAUCCAAGCACAUCACGUGCUUCGCGCGUAUGCACUGUCACAAGCGGCAAGUGCUACGCAGCAGCGGGAGUCAGCGCUGGAGCAGCAGCGGAUCCCAGAAAGUCAGUUCGUGAAGUUCGAAGUUGCGCAGGAGUCGGCUGCAGAGGAUGGCGAGCCAGGCCUCAGCCAAAGCGACUCGCCGCCGCUAAGUGAUGGCUACGGGCCUGGCGGCAGUUCGGUACAGGCAGUAAUGUUGCGUACGCUUCUUCGGGGCGAACCCGUUAUUUUUGCUCGUCGCGUCGUGGAUGCUUGCUCGAAGAAGACGACUGUUGACAACAAAACAGUUAGGACGUCGUUAAAGCUGGCGCACUGGCUCGCGGUCAUCAACGCAGGCAUGGAGCAGCACUGCAUCGGUGAGGUGCAGACGCUGGCUGACCGCAAGGGCCCACGGCUGGUGCUACACCUUCCCAAGUCCAAUGAUCGAGAAGCUGUGCGUGUGUAUCACAACCGGCUGAUGGCUUUGUGUGGCUUGAGUUUUGCAGCUUUUUCGAAGCGUUUGGUAGAAGUCGCAUCCAAAGGAGGCGGCUCAGGCGCCCGGGUCGUGGCGGCCACUGCAGAUGAGCAGGUGUCGGAAGAGGGUGUGUUGGCCGUGCGACCAAGAGCUGCUAACUCAACAGCGGCGCCAAAGGCGAGCGUUGUCGUGCGACCAAGAGCUGCUAAGUCAAGAGCGGCGCCGAAGGCGAGCAUUGUUGCGAAGCAAGAGAUAGUCUCACACGAUGUUGGUUUGGCGACAACUUCUAAGGCCAGGGCUGCGCCUACAGCGCGCAGGGCUGCCAAGACGGCAGUAAAGAAAGAAGUCGUGGAGGAGGAUGAUGAUGAUUGCAUCAUAAUCGAAGCAUCUGUGCCAGCGUCGUCCGCUAGGGAGAAGACGCAGGACGCAGGGGACAGUCAGGGAAGCAAGUGCCGGAAGCUGAAUGAACAGCUCGGCAAUUGGCAUUGCUAG
This is a messenger RNA of Symbiodinium natans, 1587 nucleotides long. NCBI's taxonomy places the organism in Eukaryota, Dinophyceae, Suessiales, Symbiodiniaceae. The record is from the annotation of a GenBank genome assembly.